GUCAAAGGAAGGGCACCUUGCUCUGCGCUGACGCAAACUCACUCUUUCCCAUAGAAGGUAUAGAAGCUUCGCUGCUGACAGAGGCGACUUCACUCUAAGGCUGCAGGCUUUCGUCUAGCAACUGCGACUUUGUCUUUCCUCAAUAUGGAUUAUGUGAAUGUAAUGGAUGGAACUAAGAAGACAAUGAACAGCCCAGAAGGUGCUGCCCCAGGACCCAUAGGUGCCGCCGGGAUUACAAGCCAUACCCCUGAUAAUGACCUACCCUUACAAGCCUCUUCCAAACUGGCCAGAUUGUCCCAAUCUACUUCUAACGACAGCAAAUUUGCCGCAGCAGAGGAACCCAAAGCCUGCGAUCUUGAGCGAUCCAGAAUCGGGGGGUCUUGUAAAAUGACUACCCCGGGGCACAGUAAUUUUGUGCUUAAGAGGGAUUCUGUGGAGGGUUGCCCAGCCAAGAAUACGUCUAUGGCAGACAGCAAUGGGCAGACCAACCCCCUGCACUGUAGGAUUGUGCCCCUCCAGAGUGCCGAGGGGGAGACCAACCAGGGAUUUGGGAAGAAUUCACUGGAACAGAAUAAUGCCAAGGGCGGCUGGGUGCCCAGUCAGAGCACGGUGGUACUGGGCACAGAUGGAAACACGUCUGUUUUCCCAGGGACUCUAAAUGGGGAUGAAGAAGGAGAUGAAAACAAAGCCAGGGGCAACUGGUCAAGCAAACUGGACUUCAUCCUGUCUAUGGUGGGCUAUGCAGUGGGUCUGGGCAAUGUGUGGAGAUUCCCAUAUCUGGCUUUUAAAAAUGGUGGAGGUGCUUUCCUCAUCCCCUAUCUUACUAUGCUGGCACUGGCAGGGUUGCCUAUCUUCUAUAUGGAGGUUGCCCUUGGGCAAUUUGCCAGUCAGGGUCCAAUCUCGGUGUGGAAAGCCAUUCCAGCCCUGCAAGGCUGUGGGAUCGCCAUGCUGAUCAUUUCCGUCCUCAUCGCCAUUUACUAUAAUAUCAUCAUGUGCUACACGAUAUUCUACCUAUUCGCUUCCCUCGUGUCUGUACUGCCCUGGGCGUCAUGCACUAACCCCUGGAACACUCCGGACUGUAAGGAUAAGGACAGACUCAUGUUGGAUUCCUGUAUCAUUGGUUCCCAACCCAACAUUCACAUCAAGAACAGCACCUUCUGUAUGACUGCCUACCCCAACCUGACUCUGGUCAACUUCACCAGCCAUGCCAACAAGUCCUUCGUCAGCGGGAGUGAGGAGUACUUCAAGUACAAUAUGCUGAAGAUUUCCGCCGGUAUUGAGUAUCCAGGCGAGAUCCGGUGGCCCCUGGCCAUUUGCCUUUUCUUGGCUUGGACCAUUGUCUAUGCCUCUCUGGCCAAAGGGAUCAAGUCAUCAGGAAAAGUUGUAUAUUUUACAGCCACCUUUCCUUACGUGGUGCUUGUUAUACUGCUCAUUCGAGGAGUGACAUUGCCCGGAGCUGGAGAUGGCAUUUGGUGGUUCAUUAUGCCGAAAUGGGAGAAACUAAUGGACGCCAUGGUUUGGAAGGACGCGGCGACACAGAUCUUCUUCUCUCUCUCAGCAGCGUGGGGCGGACUCAUCACUCUCUCUUCUUACAACAAGUUUCACAAUAACGUCUACAGGGACACACUGAUUGUAACAUGCACCAACAGUGCCACCAGCAUCUUCGCUGGGUUUGUCAUCUUCUCUGUCAUUGGAUUCAUGGCUCAUAUACUCAAUGUAGACAUAGAAAAGGUUGCAGACCAAGGUCCCGGUAUCGCCUUCGUUGUGUACCCUGAGGCGCUGACCAGACUCCCCCUCUCUCCAUUCUGGGCCAUUAUAUUCUUCCUGAUGCUUCUCACCCUCGGGUUGGACACAAUGUUUGCUACAAUUGAGACGAUUGUGACAUCAGUUUCAGAUGAGUUUCCAAAACUCCUGCGCCCCCACAAACCCCUCUUCACCUUGAUCUGCUGCGUCGCAUUUUUCAUUAUGGGCUUUCCAAUGAUUACGCAGGGGGGGAUCUACAUGCUCCAAUUGGUCGACAACUAUGCCGCCUCCUACUCACUGGUCAUAAUCGCCAUCUUUGAACUGGUCGGAAUUUCAUAUGUUUACGGGCUGCAGAGAUUCUGUGAAGACAUUGAAAUGAUGAUCGGGUUUCAGCCGAGCCGGUUCUGGAAGGUGUGCUGGGCCUUUGUCACCCCGACCAUUCUCACGUUCAUCCUGUGCUUCAGUUUCUAUCAGUGGGAGCCGAUGACUUACGGCAGUUACCAUUACCCCACGUGGUCCAUGGUCAUGGGGUGGCUAAUGUUAGCCUGUUCCGUCAUAUGGAUUCCGGUGAUGUUUGUGAUAAAGAUGUACCUGGCCCCCGGAACCUUCAUUGAGAGGCUCAAGUUGGUGUGCUCUCCUCAGCCCGACUGGGGUCCAUUCCUGGCCAAGCACCGCGGAGAACGCUACAAGAACAUGAUCGACCCCUUGGGCACCUCAUCCCUGGGACUCAAACUGCCACCUAAGGAUUUCGAGUUAGGCACCCAGUGCUAGUAGACCCUGUGUCUGUAGCCACCUACAAUUUUCUUUCCAUUCGUCCUCCAUUCACCAAUUUCUUCUGAUUUCCAGCGGUGCCGGUAGUUCCGUAGGAAAACAGUAGGUUCCCCUGUUGCAUGAUGAUGUAGCGAAUACCUAGAACGACCACUUCUGGCACCGUGUGCUUCCUCCUUUGUGCCCAUCCCAUAAACCCAUCAGGCUUAGUUACUACCGAUUCUUAAAUCCAUUUCUGAUUCCAAUGUAUUCAAGCCAGCGGCCCAUUCCACAUUGUGCAAAGAAUUAGUGGCUGGAUUAAAAAAGGCAAUCGUUAAGUGGUUGCUAUGGGUUACUGCCCAAGUGCACCCCAAGAUAAAUGCACCCCACUAUCUUGAAAUAAUUUCCUUAUUUUACUAUAUAAGGGGUACGCAGACAAAUUCACAACAUGGCAAAACUUAUGUGGACAGUCCCAAAAUGCCCCCAUGCAUAGAGCCAGGUCCUACAGAAUGGGUUUGCUCAGAUGGGAAGAACCUGACUGAGCCCUGGCCCCCAACCCAACUGACCCCUAUGGGA
Molecule: messenger RNA, 3066 nt
Organism: Xenopus tropicalis (tropical clawed frog)
Lineage: Eukaryota; Metazoa; Chordata; Amphibia; Anura; Pipidae
Gene: slc6a5
Product: solute carrier family 6 member 5
Exons: 16
Coding region: 145-2514 (789 amino acids)
Cellular component (GO): membrane; synapse
Source: RefSeq, a predicted model, not a curated record